Rhodofomes roseus is the source of this 1155-nucleotide messenger RNA. RefSeq lists its product as uncharacterized. The coding region runs from base 139 to 1008 and encodes 289 amino acids. Lineage: Eukaryota; Fungi; Basidiomycota; Agaricomycetes; Polyporales; Fomitopsidaceae. The transcript is spliced from 5 exons. The record is from RefSeq and is a predicted model, not a curated record.
ACGGCUACUAUCCGUGAUCGCUGGUACCUGAUUCCCGUACGCCAGCGAAAUUCUUACCACGCGCGACUGCAUGGCACCCCAACGUGAUGGCUAGGCUGAGGACUCGACCUAGCAAUCCUGCGCGACUUUCACUCAGCAAUGCCUAAUUGCCGAGCUAUCCGAACGGACUGGAACUCGCAAGGCUGUGAUGUCGUAGCUGCCACCCAACCCUCUCAGACAGUUCUCGGCAGUCCCGAGGGUGAGAGCUGCUUCGCGGAACAAUACCCAGUUGCGGUCGACGGUUCGGCGGCGUACAACAUGAGCCAAGGAUGCCUCGAUGCUGCAGUCGCCGAGGUCAUACCCAUCACCCUCGGCGCGGCAUCGAUGGAUGUUCACUAUGACCUAGUCGUCGAGAUCUUUUGCUUGCACAACGCCUCCUGUGCGGUCCUUCCACUUGCAGCCUGGGACAUCAUAACCAUGAUGCACGAUUACAUUCUCGGCUCACACGGCGCGGCGUUUGAGUCAUCGCCUGACAUAUUAUCGGCCCUCCCUGUGGCUACUGCGAGCCACCCGCAGCUACAUGAUCCAGACGGUCAACCUGCAGCCCAGCCUGCACUCCUGAUGAUUGGUACGCUCCCUGAAGGGGACGACGGCCAGGUUCAGGUGCAAUGCAAGUCGGACGACUGUCGCCGUUACCUGUUGGGUACGCGCACAGCCAGCAUCAACCGACACCUGCUUCGCUAUCACUUCGCGGACACAGAGGCUCAGUGGAUGAUAUCCGAAGACAGGAUCCGAUUCCGGUGGGAUGGAUGCGGGCGGCUGCUAUUAAAGCGCAUGUUGGCAACACAUACCCGUAUCACGCAUCUUCAAUGUGGCAAGGUCCAGUGCAAGCUGCCCGGGUGUGGCUUCGCGAAGUUCAACCGCAGGGAUGCAUUGACGAGGCAUCUGAAGCAGGCGCACGGCAUCAGUUCGGAGGGAGGCUCGGUCCAUGGCACUAGAUCAAGGACCACAACGGCGGCAUCACCUUGAGGAGCGGUACGAGUGCUCUGCGGACCAUGUCCCGUGUAAGUGAUGAUAACUUAUGUCCCAUGUUCUCCAUCCAGACGCCGUUCGAUCAUAUAUUAUGGUUCCGAUAUGUAUGACCUUGACGUCGAUGUAUCCAUAGCGCAAGUCCGG